Prorocentrum cordatum is the source of this 777-nucleotide messenger RNA. NCBI's taxonomy places the organism in Eukaryota, Dinophyceae, Prorocentrales, Prorocentraceae. The record is from the annotation of a GenBank genome assembly.
AUGGCGCGGGCUGGUCUCAAAACGCACUCCUACCUGAUGACGUUCGCCUACAACAUCGGCCUUGGCGAGUGGAGAGACCAGGCCCGGCGAGAGCAGGUGAAGGCCAGCCUGCAGGACACUUUGGCCACGUCCGGGGGCCCAGCUUACGACGCCGUUUUCCGGCACUGCUCGGCUGUGUUCGAACGGGACCGGCCGCCUCCCAACGGAGCUUGGACGGCGGAACACGCCGAGCAGGUGUACGAGGAGUUGAAGCAGCGCACUUGUUGGGACGAGUCUGAGACGAGGAUUGGCUGGCAUUCGCCAUGCUCGGGGGGGGGGGGCGGCGCGCGCUGCGCCCGAAAACGCCCUUGCACCUCUCAGGUGCGAAGGCCCGUCGCCGCGGGUAGCCCACCUGUGGCAUUUGAAAUGCCUGCAUUGCUUUCGGGGGCGUGGGCGGAGCGGAGAGUAAAGGGCUCCUCCCUCGCGGCCGCCGCUGCGCCCCUGGAUGACAUCGAAGAGGUGCGCCAGAGGGCGCGCAAUGCUCUCCCUGAGGGUACCCUGGAGCAGUGGCAAUUGAAGAGGCUCCUUCCGCCAAAGUGUAGUAUCUGGAACGACUGGCGCCGCCAGUCGUGGUCAAUCCAUCUCGCCGGCCACGCUCGGGACUCCGAGCCCUGGUGCGAUUUUGGCCGGGACGGGGCUGCGUUUACCUUGAUCGCCCGGAUGUGGCGCCUAUGGCUCGAUGACAACGAUCUUGAGCCAGCGGUGUGCCCAGUGGAGGGCUUGCUGAGCAACUGGUGA